GUAACUGUCCAGAAGGGGCCCCCAUCGAAACUCACGCGGGAAUUUUCGAGAUAUAUUAUUCGCGAGAGAAGCUCGCCCUCCUUCCGCCGCGUGCGUGAUCCAACCACCCACAAUUUUGGAUUUCCGCCGUCGAUAAUAUCGAAUAUCCGAUACUGUACGUCCCUUUUUCCGUUCCGACCAUUCGAAGUCUCGAUUUCGCGGUUCGUCGAUGUCCGAAAUGAUUUUUUAAACGGUCGCAUGCUAAUAAGUCGUGACGACGCGCGCCCGGUGAAGAAACAAAUUGGCGGAGACGAGCGUCCGUAAUUUCAUUUUUCCAGGUGGUGAACCCGAGGAACUCGUUUCGCAGUCGCGUUUCGACCCAUCGCGAAUCGCUGGGUACGAUGUGAAAUUGCGGGGAAAAUUCUCAAUUUCGAAAGAUAUUGACGCGAACGAUCAGCACAAAAGGUGGUAAAAGUUCAUUCGGAGUGUUCUAUGAAAAGACUUCUGGGUGCUUUUCUGGAGGAAGCAGACAUCAUUCUCUUCGAAUUGACGGGUUCCGGCCCCCUUCAGAAUGUGGUGUCGAGCGCAGUUGCUCGUGUUACUGACCACCGUCAUUAUCGGAUAUUCUCAAGAGUUCGAGCCGGAUGAGAACACGCUCAAGGUGGGCAGGUCCAUCGACAUCUUCACGAGAUACGGCUACUUGAGUCUCAGCAUAAAGGUGGUGCCGAGGAACGAUACUUCGUGGAUAUUCCGCGAGCCUACCAUAGACAUUUUCAACGGGAUCGAUCCCUUCGCUGUGUAUCCUACGAGGAACAACAGGAAGCAGGUGUUCGAUGGCGACUUCCACAUGGAAUUCUGCGACAACCUGAAGCAGCUCCUACAAGCCUACUUCCGCCACUUCAUGUUCGAACGUCUGGACAAGCCCUGGACCGCCUUCACCGGAAGCUGGGCGCCGGAGACUAUAGCCAGAAACCUGGGCAUCAAUUCCUCCUUCAUCCACAAGGAUCACUGCUACAUCCUGGUGAGGCUGUCGAGAUUCAGGACGAACGCGGAGCUCAGCAGGGUGCCGAACAACGUCAAUCUGGUGGACGUGGUCGCCAGAGAGAUUGACAACAUCAAAAUUGGCGAUCAGGCUAGCGUUAUAAUGUUCAUUAGGAAAUACGGAUCUCACUACAUACACUCGUAUACCACGGGGAAUUCUAUUUAUCAGGUGUUCGUUUAUAGAAAGCCAGUAUACAAAAGAAUAAAGGAACGACUGAGUAAUAAGUCGGUGAAAAAAUUGGAGAGUAUGGACCUAAGGAAUUUUUUCAGUCCCUGGUAUGCAGAUCACAUGGGAGCCAUAAAAGUAGCAAGUGGCAAUUCUACGGUAGAAAGAUGGGCAUCUUCCAAACUUCGGGUCAACUACUACAUCUUCUCGUAUCCGAGUCUGCUGAAACUACACGAGGACAGUAAACUACUCCUCGGUCUGAACAGUCUUCUGAGAAACGAGGCCAUUUUAGAGCUCGACAUGAGAACAUUAGCACCAGCCUUCAAAGAUCCCCAGAAAAGACAGUGGUUCGAGGAAGUGUUAGACAAUUAUCUGAAAUUGUGGGAAAGCAACCUGUGAACGUGGAGUGAAGGUUUGUCGAACUGAAAUUGCGUCUACAGGGUGUUUUCCCUGUAAGAUCCAAUAUUGUGAAUACCCUCUCCAGUGCCGCAUACCAGACAUCGAAAUAUUUGGUUUCAAUCUGUGAUGUGACUCAGAAUUUUCUAUUGGAUAUAUUCGAAAUGACUCCAUCGAAAUUGUACCAACGAAAUCGUUUAUUCCUCAUGGUGAACGAUGAAGAGCCAAAGAAUUCAGUUAUUUACUGUUAUACUGACUGAUGAGCUCAGAGCUUCAGAUUAUGAUUCCUAAAAUGUGGCCGAGUUUCUGAUGAAAUUUCAAAUGGUUUACACGAAAAGACCCUUCAAACAACCGUGCAAUAAAAACAAGUUUUUUGUUUAUCAGAUUGUAAAUUCUGCUGCAUAAGAAAGAUUAUCGAAGAAUUGUAUAAUUUUUCCCAUUUCUUCCAUGAAUCCUUAUAUUGUACAUAUACAACGAUUUGGACGAGAAACAAGACAAAUAAAUCCCCCAGUUGUGCUUUGAUUCGGUCCUGCUGAAUUUUCCUAGUACAAGUGAACAAUGUAUUGAUACUUUUUCAUAUAUUUUGAUAUACGAUUCUUAUACAUUUUUCUAAUAAUUGAAUGCAAUCAUACAAUUAGGCUGUGUACAUUUCGACAAUUAUACAUAUUUAUUUGUUAAGUAAUAAAUAUAUUGGUUUA
Molecule: messenger RNA, 2280 nt
Organism: Coccinella septempunctata (seven-spotted ladybird)
Lineage: Eukaryota; Metazoa; Arthropoda; Insecta; Coleoptera; Coccinellidae
Gene: tsl
Product: torso-like protein
Exons: 5
Coding region: 551-1585 (344 amino acids)
Source: RefSeq, a predicted model, not a curated record